GCGUGGAUAUGGGGAAUGCGCGUGUCUUCUCCUCAUUCGAAGUUUGCUGUGCAUAGAUAUGGCAAAACCGCGCUUUUUGGUUUCGACGAUUCCUGUGUCUGUCAGGGCUGAGUGGGUGUGCAAUGUUAUAAGGGUUUCUGAAUUCUGAUUGCUGCUCCUUCAAAAUUAAAGAUCAUGUUCUCUCAAGAGUCAAGACUAUGUUUGGCUUCCAGUUUGAAAUGCUUACACAAUCAUGGCUGUAUCUAAUCUUUGUGUUUUUAUAUAAACAUCAAUGUCCAUUGAAGCACAACCAUUUGUAAUCAUUUCUCCAUCUGCCAAAUAGUUCACAUUUUAGAGAUUUUGUUUGUAGCCACUCUAGCUUGGGAAAGUCAUUCUCGUUAUUGGUCAUUGUCUUACCUUUUUACCCCAUGAUGCUUGUAUGUGGCAUUGGUACCUUAUCACUUAGCUCAGACAAGUGCCUAAGAAAUGCGUGAAUCAAUUCAAACACAGUAUUCUUUUCUAUGAGGUACCAGCACCACCAGCUAUCAGUUAACUUAUCAAAAUUUUCUCUUCCAAACUCUUGAUUACGAGCCUUGAAAGAUUUUGCAUGCAAAAGAUGCCACCGGUUAUCAUUCCCGGGCAGAAUAGCAAGUCCUUUGUCAGUGUUAGACUAGACAUACAGAAACAAGUUGAGUGUAGAAUUUCCCGUGCAGUUUUCAGCUUGGUUCCUAGGCACAUUCAUGGCAAACUAUGCUUUGGUGGUACAAAAGUUGAACCUCUAGUAAAAAUCAGGCACACAUUCUGCCCUAGCAGGAUAAGAGUUGCCGAAGAAUAUCAAGAAGGUUUGUCUGAUGAAGAUGAUGAUCUCUGUCCCGUCGAAUGUGUAAGAGAAUUCACCACUGAUGAAGAGUUCAGCAAAAUUCUGGACAAGGCUAAAGAAACUGGAUCUUUGGUGGUGGUAGAUUUCUUUCGCACCUCUUGUGGAAGCUGCAAGUAUAUAGAGCAGGGUUUUGCAAAACUGUGCAAGAAAUCUGGUGAUCAUGAAGCUCCAGUAAUCUUUCUAAAGCAUAAUGUAAUGGAUGAGUAUGACGAGCAAUCCGAGGUUGCUGACCGACUUAGAAUCAGGGCCGUGCCUCUUUUCCACUUCUACAAAGAUGGGGUCCUGUUGGAAGCAUUCCCAACCAGAGACAAAGAUAGGAUUCUUGCAGCUAUUCUCAAGUACUCAUCUCUUGAAGCUGAAGAUAUCUUAGGUUAACAUCAAGAGAUGGGGUCAUGGCACCCUCGGGGACUGUUGUGCACUGCAGGGAAAUUAGUAAAUUUUUGUACGUGACAAAGUUCAUUAAACAGCAUGUUGUAUACACAAAAUAAAAUACUUUAGUCCUGUCAGCCUAAUUCACUUUGUUAGGAUAGGAUAUUUUCUUGCAAAAUAUCUAGUGAAGAGUUUAAUGUACACUACGAUACGCCUUCUCUUUCUCCAGAGGUCAUAAAUAAAAUUUUCAUUCUGCUUA
Glycine soja is the source of this 1487-nucleotide messenger RNA. RefSeq names its product thioredoxin-like 4, chloroplastic. The coding region runs from base 587 to 1234 and encodes 215 amino acids. The transcript has 4 exons. Lineage: Eukaryota; Viridiplantae; Streptophyta; Magnoliopsida; Fabales; Fabaceae. Gene Ontology annotation, cellular component: chloroplast. The record is from RefSeq and is a predicted model, not a curated record.